AUGUUCAGCUUAAGCAAGAAGAAACAAGAGGAAAGCCUUGAUGAUGAUACAGAGACACAGAAAGAUGAAUGGAAGAAGACUCUUAUUGGUAAGCUGGGUAAUGUGCACCAGAGAGAAUACUUGAGCCACUAUGGCCGCGGAAGAAAGGGAAAAAUAAGAGGGGAAUAUUGUAUCUACAGAGUUCCAGAUAAACUUCGACAAGUGAAGGAGGAUGCCUACCGCCCUGGCGUUGUCUCAAUCGGACCAUUGCAUCAAGACAACCAGAACCUGGCACCCAUGGUCCAAUACAAAUGGUCCUACUUGCUAUCCUUUCUCGACCAGCAAGCAAUAGAUGCCAUGCUACACUGA
Prunus armeniaca (apricot) is the source of this 348-nucleotide messenger RNA. The record is from the annotation of a GenBank genome assembly. NCBI's taxonomy places the organism in Eukaryota, Viridiplantae, Streptophyta, Magnoliopsida, Rosales, Rosaceae.